ACAAAAACCCAAAGGCAAAGACUACUUCACCCUCUUAUUCCUCUUUUAACUUUAAAUUCACUUUUCUCUUUAAAACUCCAAAUUUCCAACGCCGCCUCUCCCGGUGUCUCCUCCGUCACCUCCGCCGCUUCCUCUUUCACUUUACCUACCUGUCUCAAUCUCAUUCCUCUCUCCAUUUUCCGUGCGCCUGAAUCUACGCUUCAUAGCUUUUUUUUUUCUCUCAUCCCGAGGCCUAAAUUCCAGAUCUGCUUCUUCCACUCCAAUUCACUCUCUUCUAAAUUCUCGCUUUCGUUUCGGUUCCUUAGAUCCUUUUCUUCAUUCAUCUUGAUUUUGUAGAAUAUUUUUGACAACUUAUGGCCAAGGUAGCAUCAUUUUGCUGUGCUCUUCUUUCGGUUCUGCUUUUAAUGCAAGUCUCUGUUUCCGCGGAUUCUCCGGCAGAUUCUCCCGCUCCGCCGCCGGAAACUGGUGUGGAUUCCCCUCCGCCGCGUUCUUCUUCUGGCAUCUCUAGCCCACCAGACGCAUCGCCUCGGAAUGCACCGGUGCGUUCUCCUCCAUCGCCUCCACCAUCAGAUCUUGCUCCGACUUCACCGUCUCCUCCUCCUUCCUCUUCUCCGGCUCCAUCUCCACCUCCAUCCGAAGCUAGCGACUUUGGCAGGAGCAGUGUGAUUAACGAAGACGAAUCGGAUGAAGAAUCAAAAGACGGAAUGAGUGGAGCUCAGAAAUUCGGAAUCGCAAUCGGAGUAGUCGCAGCGGUUGCUUUUAUUGGAUUUGGAGGAGUGGUGUACAAGAAGCGGCAAGACAAUAUUCGCCGAUCUCACUAUGGAUAUACAGCGAGGAGAGAGAUCCUGUGAAGAUCGCCAUAGCUACGGUACCUUACGAUUUCUUAAUGGAAUUGAUUUUUGUUUUGAUAUACACAUUUUUUAGUGAUUCAACUCUGUAUUAAAUAUUCUUUUUGUUCGAUUACGAUUCCAUUAUCGGUCACUUAUGCAUCUGUUAGAGAUUUUACUAUUCUAUUUCAAUGUUUUCGAAUUCAGAUUUCACAUUCUGCUUCCUUGUUUCA
Cucumis sativus (cucumber) is the source of this 1060-nucleotide messenger RNA. Its product is annotated as classical arabinogalactan protein 9. Bases 354 to 851 code for a protein of 165 amino acids. NCBI's taxonomy places the organism in Eukaryota, Viridiplantae, Streptophyta, Magnoliopsida, Cucurbitales, Cucurbitaceae. The transcript has a single exon. The record is from RefSeq and is a predicted model, not a curated record.